Molecule: messenger RNA, 672 nt
Organism: Miscanthus lutarioriparius
Lineage: Eukaryota; Viridiplantae; Streptophyta; Magnoliopsida; Poales; Poaceae
Source: the annotation of a GenBank genome assembly
AUGGACCACAACAGAAGUCCGUAUCCUGAUGCUGUUACAUUUCAGGGGCCCAAAAUGCUUGGGAUAUGCUCUCUGACGAGCAGUCACAGAUACACAUCACUACUGGUUCUGGUGACCUCAAUGGCAUACUUGGUGGCGGGAUUCACUGCAAAGAAGUUACUGAGACCGGUGGUGUCCCAGGGGUUGGUAAAACUCAACUGGGAUACAGAGGGCAGUUUCAUGGUUGAACGUGUCUACCAGAUUGCUGAAGGGUGUAUCAGGGACAUACUGGAGCACUUUCUGCACAGCCAUGAGAAGUCCUCUUCUGGCAAAAAACAAUUACAGCCUGAGCAUUUCCUGGCGGACAUCUAUUACUUCCGAAUAUGCAGUUACACCGAACAAAUUGCAGUCAUAAACUACCUGGAAAAAUUCCUUGGAGAGCAUAAAGAUGUGCGUAUUGUUAUUAUUGAUAGUGUUACUUUCCACUUUCGACAAGAUUUUGAAGAUCUAGCAUUGAGGACCAGAGUGCUAAGUGGAUUAUCAUUGAAGUUAAUGAAGAUUGCAAAGACAUAUAACUUGGCAGUUGUCUUGUUGAACCAAGUCACUACUAAAUUUACUGAAGGGUCAUUUCAAUUGACUCUUGCUCUAGGUUGGCUUUCUGUUCUAGUGCUGGCACACACUUCCAGUGACUAA